ACCGCCGUCUGUUUUUACUUCCCGGCGCUGUGAGGGACAGCGAGCCGUCGGGGCGGGGUUGGAGGUUUCGGAGGCUUUUGGUCAGCCGUUACGAAACAGCAGUGCCUACACGUGUCUGUUUUCUGCUCAUCUUUUUGUCCCCACAAACAAAUAAUCUGUUGAGGAUAGCUGCCUUUCCUGACAUUGCUAGGAGAUGGUGAGAAGAAGGAAAGGCGAUACGAAACCUUAUAUCCGUCUUGGAAAAGUUGUGACAGACUGGAAACUUUAGAAAAGUGCUAAAUAGAUCAACGGGGCCAAACAAUGAUAUUCAGAGACUUUUUUGUUUGUUUUAAGAAUAGAAACAAUUAUUGCAUAACACAGCGUGCUGCCAAUGUCUGUAACUCAUUGCUGACUUGGAUGCUGCUAUUUCUCUCACACUGAUCGUCUCGACUUGCAUCUCUUUUGGUAACCAAAGCAGAUGAAAUGCUUUUCUCCAGUGAUUAAACUCAGAGCAUCUGAAAUUCAAAAGGAACAAUAGCACAGCACUGAGUUGCUCCACGAGCCCUAGCGUAACCUGAAUCAUCAGAUUCAUUCCUAGGAGCACAUUAGAAGAAUAGAUUGAAUGCAUUGCCUUUUGUCUGCCUUAGAUAAAAAAGAUCUGUCUGUAUCUGCAGCUCUGUAAGCAACUACAGCAUAGAGUCAUGAUGGCAACUCUCAGUGAACUGGUAAAGGAUACUAAAAGAAAAUUCUUCCAUGUUUUUCUCCUCUUUGUUCAGCAUAACGUUUUCCAUCAGUUAGUUAGCUGCAGAGUCCUAGCAUUUGAUGCCAGAUGAAAUGAUCUGAAGCUGAAUAUCACCUAUAACUGCCAUCUUAUUUCGUGUUGCUCUGCAGUCCUCGCUCUCAGCUUCCUACAGAUGUGAAGUGGGGUUGGAACUAGAUGUUCUUCAAGGACCCUUUGAACCCAAGUCGUUCUAUAAAUAGGUUCACAAAAUAUAUAGAAAGCUGUUCAGGAAAACCUGUUUCAAAGUGAUUCAGUCACAGAAGGAUGCCAAAGGAAGCCCUCCCCUCACCAAAGCAGGGAGCUCCGGCACCGGUGGUUUGACCGCAGCUGUUUGAUGCUUCUGGAGACGGCUUCUUCGCUCAGAAAAGUGUGGCAACAGUGACACCCUGUGGUGAGCACGAGAAAAUGCAGUUAAAAUCAAUUUUCACAGGUUUUCUUCGCUUUCAUCCAUCGUGUCAUACAGAAAGGUAUAAAAGAAACCCGGAUUUAGGUAUUUCAAAGCAGAGUUUCAUCCUGAUUGAUCUACAGAGAAGAGCCUCACCAAGGUACCUCCAAGCUGUGAUUUUUACUUUCCACAGAAUUAACAGUUUCAGAUAAGAAGCUACCUAUAUAUAGUACAAAUAGGUUGGCAGUGUGGAUAUCCUCUGUAGGGCAUCCUUUUAACAGGAACUGAAGGAACAGUAUAUAAAAAAAGCUAUCUUAACUUUGAAACUUUGAUGCUCAACAGAUGGAGGAGCAAAUACUAAGGUACAUGAAAGGAUUGAGCAAAAGCCUUUUUUGGCUCAGAUAACAUUUUUUGCUCAUUUUUUCCCUCCUUUUCACCUAGACACACUAAAAAUAAUUGAAGAAUUGAGAUUCAGGCUUUUCAAGACAGUCAGAGCUAUGUUUUAACUUGUGGAGUCACAAUCCCUCAAGGUGUUCAAGAACUGCGUGGCUGUGGCACUGAGGGACAUGGAUGGUGGGCAUGGUGGGGGUGGGCUGACAGUUGGACCAGAUGAUCUUAGUGGUCUUUUCCAACCUUAAUUAUUCUAUGAAUCUAUUAAUUAUAAGCAGAAUUAGCUACCAUCGUCUUUGUUCCUGUGAAUUCAGAGACAUGAAAAACAGGGCAAGAGCAUUUGUUCUGCCCACAAAAGAUAUAGCUGGAGUAAGGGUUGCCCUCACCUCUGAACAGUUUCUGAAUUAUUUAGUGUUCAGCCUUCCUGCUCCAGCAAUGGAUUCACUCAGAGCUUGUUUCAUCUGCUUUUACUUUCUUUUCUUUCUUACAUAGAAUUGCAAUUGCACCCAUGUAUUAUUUAUUGGAAUAUUAUGCCUUUAUAGUACAGCUGUGGGUGGAUCGGACUCUGCAGGCAUCUUCUGCACCUCCAUGAUUGGAACAAGUGGCAGGGAGAAAGAAAAUAAAUAGACUUGUGUUCAUUACCAGGGGUAUGAGAAUGAAACAGAUCGUCCGUACCGCUCGUUCAGCCUCAGAGAAGGAGAGGAGCAGCAAAGGCAGAGAAAGACAACAGAUUCAAGGGGCAAUUCAUGGCACACAUUGGCACAUCACAAAAUACCCACUGUGCUGAUCUUACAGCCCAAGGCAAUAUAGGAGGAAGGUUUCCUCAGAUUGGAGGAGAAAUAGGUUAAGGAGCCAGGCACCAAUUUAACUGCUUUAAGGAAAAGGACUUGGGCUGCAGGAUUAGGAUCACUGCACUCCUUAUCGUAGUUCUCUUUUUCUAUUUCUAUAUUCUGGCAGUCCCAGUACCUCCCAGCCCCAGCUGUAUGGGAUGUGCUUCAGCCUUUUCUCAUAGGAACACUGCCAAAGUUGUCUGUAGGUCCAGAUGGCCACCUCCCUGUGCUGCAGUGCUGGGCUUGUCCCAGCAGUGGUGGCACGUGACAUGGAGCUGUCAGACACAGCAGCACCCAGGAAAUUACAUCUCCUGCUGAUGCAUGGAGAAAAGCACAUAAAUCACAUUUCCUUCUUUGUGCCCAGGGGAGGGUAGCUGGGGAGCAUUGCUCUGUUCUGCAGAUUUAUGGCUGCUUCAGCACAGCGUGCCUUCAAGCAGCUGUAAGGCAAGAAACCCACCGGAUGGGGGUACCAUCCACUUUGCCAGGCUCUGCUGGCUGCCACCUGCUGCUCUUGCACAAGCAGCUCUGCUGUUUCAGCAGCCCUUUUCUGCCUCUGGUGUGUAAGUUUGAGUGGUGCCAUCUUGGUAAACUUUUUUCUAUGUUUAACAGAGAUUUCCUUCCCCACCCCCAGUGACACAGGGCUGACUGCCUUACUUACGGAAAUCAAAACGUAGUGAGCAUCUUGAUGCAAUAAGUUUUAUAGAUGUUCGUGCUGGUCAUAUUUCUACCAAACACUAAAACUCCUGUCUGCAUGCAUCUCUUUAAAUCCAUCACCACCGUGCAGCAGGUCGUGAAAACCAACGCUGAACUGAGAUUUGUGUUGUGCGGUCGCAAGACUGCAAACUGUCGGUUGUCUUGUGGCUCAUGUUGAAAUCCACACCCCUGAGCUGUGAUUCAGCACAUUCCCAGAGCAGCCCGGGUUUCCUCCUGUCCGGCUGGGGGUGGAUUUCCCCUCGAGAAGCCAAUGAACAAAAGCUGGUGUAUUCCUGCCCCGCUGAGAGGAAGCGUGCAGUGCCGCCUGCCUGGCUCUUUUUGCAGGAUGCUGGUGGAGCUCGCAGAGAGCUGUGGGCGGGAUGGAGGCAGGAGGCAGCAGGGCGGGAGUGCAGAAGCCGCAGUUCUGGGCUGUGCUCCUUGGCUCCGCUCCAUGCCUCUGAAAUAACAGCUCUGCCUUGGUCUGCGUGGAGAAGCCAAGGCCGGCUGCCUGUUUCCUCCUUCAGCAAACCUAAGGGAGGUAGGACAGAGUGCUCUGCUAUUAACUGAUAUUAUCCAUUAACUGAUAUUAUUAUUUUAGCUAUAUUUUUUGCACUGGCUGCAGCAGUGUCUCGAUGGGGAAGCUGUUCUCCAAAGGCUGGCGCAAAAGGGACGCGCGUGUGGUCAUGCUGGGCCUCGACCUCGCUGGGAAAUCCACCAUCCUGUACCAGCUGAAGGGCGGCCAGGCCAUGGAGACGUGCCCAACCGUGGGCUUCAAUGUGGAGGCCAUGCGGACGCCCUGUGGCAUGUCCUUCAACCUCUGGGACGUUGGGGGACAGCCCAACCUCCGGGCCAGCUGGCACCACUACCUGGAGGACACCAACAUCCUGGUCUUUGUGCUAGACAGCGCAGACACGGCUCGGCUGCCUGAAGCGUUGGCGGUGCUGGAGGAGACCCUGGGCCACCCUGGUCUUGCUGAAGUCCCUGUCCUCCUCCUGGCCAACAAGCAGGAGCUGCCAGGGGCCAUGGCUCCCGCCGAGCUGGGACAGCAACUGUGCAGGGGACGGCUGGCAGGGCACCCAUGGAUGCUGAGGGGAUGCAGUGCCCACACUGGGCAGGGCUUGCAAGACAUCCUGGGGGUGCUGGGGGAGUUGCUCAGGGGCACGAGGCAGGGAUCCCUCGCUCCAAAGCAGCCCCUCAGCUGAACCAUGGGAUUCUGCUUUGCCAAAGGUGUCUACAAGAGACAGAUGGGUUUUGUUUUCCUCCCAGCUCCACGCUACUAUCCUGGUGGAGCAGGACUUGCAGCAGCUGUUCUGCUGUGGGUAUGAUCUUCAGCCAUGGAAGUCAAUCAGGAUUAGUGCUGAUGGACAAUGUGCGUGUAUUAAUUCCUUGUUCCCUGGGGUUUGGAACUAGAGGACUUUAAGAACCUUUCCAACCAAAGACAUUCUGUGAUUCUUGUUUUGGUUCAUUCUUUCCUUCUGUUAUUUUUAG
This is a messenger RNA of Phasianus colchicus (ring-necked pheasant), 4546 nucleotides long. Lineage: Eukaryota; Metazoa; Chordata; Aves; Galliformes; Phasianidae. The record is from RefSeq and is a predicted model, not a curated record.